Messenger RNA from Megalobrama amblycephala (Wuchang bream), 1914 nucleotides. Its product is annotated as C-type mannose receptor 2-like. The record is from RefSeq and is a predicted model, not a curated record. NCBI's taxonomy places the organism in Eukaryota, Metazoa, Chordata, Actinopteri, Cypriniformes, Xenocyprididae. The transcript has 5 exons. Bases 180 to 1292 code for a protein of 370 amino acids.
GUUGCAAAUUAGGAGCAAUAAAUAAAUAUUGAGGAAGUGAAUAUGAUAUAGGGGUAUUCAGAGUAAUAAAAAAAUGAUGUGAUGACGAAUGAGGGAUGAGAGCAGAUAUAAUGAUCACACUGUUUAAAGCUGCAGACAGAAACAUCAGACUCAGGACAGAAACACACGACCUCUAAAAGAUGGAGCAAACUCUAUAUUUCAUUCUUCUUCUCAUUGAUCUCUGCUCCGUAUCUGAAUGUGUUCAGCGUCAGUAUCACUUUAUAAACGUGAGGAAGACCUGGACUGAAGCUCAGAGAUACUGCAGAGAGAAAUACACAGAUCUGGCCACCGUUGACAACAUGAACGAGCUGAAGAAGAGUGUGAAUGAUGGACGUGUCUGGAUUGGGCUGCAGAAGACGGGUGUCGAUAAAUGGCAGUGGUCUUCAGGUGAUCCUGCGCUCUAUCAGAACUGGGCUCCUACACAACCUGAUAACGGAGAUGAGAGGUGUGCUUUACUGAAAGAUGGACAAUGGCAUGAUUAUCCAUGUAGCAUCAGCUUCACUUUCAUCUGCAAUUCAUCUAACAACACGAACACAGGACUCAUCAUUGUCAAUCAGAUGAUUAAUUGGAGAGAAGCUCAGAGUUACUGCAGACAGAAUCACACUGAUCUGGUCAGUGUGAGGAACCAGAAUGAGAGUCAACAGCUUCAGAAGUUCAUCAAUGAUAAUCACAUAUCUGAUAAUGUCUGGAUCGGUCUGUUCAGAGACUCAUGGCAGUGGUCAGAUCAGAGUUACUCCUCAUUCAGAUACUGGGCUCCUGGUGAACCUGAUAAUUAUGGAGGUGUUGAAUACUGUACAGUUUUUGAUCAGAAGAUUCAGGGACAAUGGAAUGACAGCUCUUGCAACAACCAAUAUCCUUUUGUGUGUCAAGAAGUUUUGUUUUCAGAUAAACUUAUUCUGAUCAAAGAGAAGCUGACGUGGUCUGAAGCUCUGAGAUACUGCAGACAGAAUCAUGUGGAUCUGGUCUCGGUUCAUUCAGAAGAGAUUCAGCGUGAGGUGAUGAAUGUGGUUAAACAGGCGUCUACUGAGGCGGUGUGGUUGGGUUUACACAACUACUGCCUUAUGAACAUGUGGCUCUGGUUGAGCGGAGAGAUCGUGUGCUAUCAGAACUGGGCUCCAGGGAACGGAGCAGAACCGGAAGACUGCCGCCUCGAGAAGAGAAAAAGAGCAGUUCAGUCUGGAGGAGAUCAGCGCUGGAUCAGCCUUCCUGAAACUCACAAACUCAACUUCAUCUGCAGCAGAUAUGAAGAGUGAAAAGACACACGUUUGUGUGUUUAGAUUUACUCUUUCCAUUCUUCAUUAGAUUUCUUAUUUACAUUUGUUUGAUUUGUUCUUUUUAGUGAAUCUAAUAAUUGUGUUUUAAAAGUCUCUGUUUUGUUUCUGUAUGUUCAUCAUCAUGACAAUCUGAUUUUAUCAAAGUUUUCUAACAUUAAUGUUUAAUAUUCUUUAGAUGUGUAAAAUACUAACACAAUAUAUGUCUGUUUUAAGAAUAUCUAUGCAUGUCUUUUGUGCUUAUGUGUCUUUAUGUUUUUCACUAAUUUUAUUUAUAUCAAUAACUGGUUGAAUGUGAUUCUGUGAGCAGCAGAUCUUAAGAAUAAUAUUGUUUAUGUCUCAACAGAAUGAAAUCUGAUUUAUGCUUAGAAAGGAAGAACUGAAGUGAUGUCACAAUGACCUGUCAAUGUAACAAAUAUGUAAAAUUUUAUAUUUGAUUGUCGAUAUGUUUGGAUGAUAUUUAGGAUAUGUUGUCACAUGCAAAUUUAAGCUUCCUGGAAUAAAUUAGGUGUGUGAAUAUGUGAGUAUAAAAAUUUGAUUCUCAAAAAAUUACUCUAGCUGUUUGCUCACUUUAUUUAAAUAAAAUAAGUUGAAACAACAAAAA